Molecule: messenger RNA, 2718 nt
Organism: Volvox carteri f. nagariensis
Lineage: Eukaryota; Viridiplantae; Chlorophyta; Chlorophyceae; Chlamydomonadales; Volvocaceae
Exons: 12
Coding region: 1-2718 (905 amino acids)
Biological process (GO): protein phosphorylation
Molecular function (GO): ATP binding; protein kinase activity
Source: RefSeq, a predicted model, not a curated record
AUGUUCGUUAAUGGGUCCGACUCAGAACGCCGAUUGACGCAAAAGCUGGCCAAUGCAUGCACGGUUAUUCUGCUCACCAGCAAACACCAGAUUCCGUAUAAAGUGCGGCUUACAACUCGCAAGCUGCAAAUCGCAAGUCGCAAAUCCAGCGGCUUUUGUCCCAAACGCACCGCCUUCUGCGGCUGCUACCGAGAUGCAGCUGAACCGUUGCCUAAUCAGUUCGUGCACCAGCGAGCAUCGGCUUGCACCACCAGCAUCCGCAAGCGCGUGUGCAGCGAGCGACUUUGUUUAGCUUGCGUGGUUAGUUUGCUUUUUCCCCUGUUUGCCUCUAGGCUGUACGACAUCGCCGUUCGCGUGCCGGGCCACGACCAGGCAUCCGUCGUAGAUGCCAUGCUGGAAGGUGUUCGAGGCCUGCUUCGCUCCGACGGCGGCGCUACUACGACAUUUACAAACACUGGCACGCUCAGCGGCGCCACGCUUCUCUCCACGCCCCCUGCUCUAACAUCACCCGCGUGCUCCAUCGCGAUCGCCAAUACAACAAAUGCAAGCGGAACACAAGACAUGACCAGACGGCGAGUCAGUGACGACGCCAGCGGUGAAGAUUACCCGGGAGUCAUAAACUUGUACAGCAGCUCACCACGCGACGUCGGUUUUUCACCUGGUCCUCCGGUGCUCCCAGUGCGUCCGAAUGCCGCCACGCUGACGGCGGCGGUGGCCGGCUGCUCGUCCAGGCCCGCCGCCGCCACCGCCGCCGCCGCCACGGUAGAUGCCUCAAGCACGGCGCCAGAGCCGCCGACGGGUGGUUGCGACAAACGGGACACCAUUGCCGCACAGUGCAGCCGCCGUUCCGAGUCACCUGGUCUCUUUGGAAGCGUUGGCAGGCCGGGCAGUAACGCCAGCUUGGCGAGUUGUGCGAUGACCCAUGGGCCUGUUACGGCUGGCGUACGGCAGAGCACUAACCCCGUUGCCCCCACAUCAGUAGCGGCGGCAGCAGUGGGAGACAGUGCGGCGGCAUCAAGGGCCUCAGUGUCAAGCAGUUUAGGACCUACCCCGUCAAUGGCGGCGGCGGCGGCAAGUGCGAAUGCGAGUGCGAGUGCGAGUGCGAGCGACGGAGGACCGGUACCGUCUUCGACAGCUCGCUGCAGUGCAGGACCGCAGCUACAGCCCCCAAUGCCGCCGCUGCAGCCUCCCACAGCGGAGGUUUCGGAACGUGUUGAUCCGCAUAUAAUGUCCCAAGUGAUGCCGCGCUUUCCCCUUGGCAGCCUGCUCGCUGACCUGGAGAAUGCCGUACAGCCUUUGCCGCCCUCUACGGGCAGCGGACGCUCAAGCGUCAUCACAGUCCACGUGUACGACAUCCGUACGGCACAAGUUGACCAAGCCUCCGUUUGGACGCUGGUUCCGGAGCCUCGACGCAGCAGCCGCGCCUUUGCCCAGGCGCUGGCCCUAGUGGACAGGCCGUACAUGGCGUCGAGGAACCCCGUACGACAGCAGCAGCUGCAGCUGUCGGCGGCGGGGCCAGUAGCGGCGGUGGCAACGGCGGGGGGGUCUGCAACGCCAUCGUCGCCGUGUGCGAAUUCGACUAUGUCGAGAACAUCGACGACAGGUCCAACGUCGCCCAAGGCCGCGGCGAGUGGGGAGUGGUCCAAGGAGGGAGACGUCGACGUCACCGAGGCGCCUGGCACUGGCGGCGGUGCGGCCGCGGCCCGGAGAGCAUGUAGCCGUUAUGUUUAUGGAACACUGCGAGAUGGUGAGGGCGAUCUGGCGUCACUAUUGUCCUUGUCGUACAACCCGUUUCGCCCCAAUCGUCGAUGGCCACCGUACAUGGCCGCGCGUGCCGUACUGCGUUGCGCACGGGAGGUGGCGGCGGCGUUGGCGCACUUGCACCGCCGGGGUGUCGUACAUGGCGGUGUUAAACCGACAAACGUGUUGUUGGCGCCAUCGCGAGGGGAUCUACGGUACUUCGAGGUCAAGCUGGCGGACGCCUGCUUUUCGGGGAGCUGUUUAGACGACAAGGGCCCGGCAGCAACCAGUACGGGAUUGCUGUACAAUUCCCCCGAGGCCUUACGUCAUGGACCGUCCAUGAAGGCAGACGUAUGGGCCUUUGGUCUGCUGCUCCUGACCAUGGUUUCGGCGCCGCAGCCACCCUUCGCCGGGGAGCUCACGGCCCCCUUCCCCCAUCCCGUCGCUACCGUCGCUUUGGAGUUUUUUGACGCCGGGAGUUUGUUCCAGUGUCCCGCGGGUCAGUUUGCAACGCUGCUACAGCCGCUGUACACGCAGUGCACCCGUCCAGAUCCGGACGAGCGGCCCACUUUUGAGCAGCUGCAUGAAAGUGCGUGUGUGCUUGCGGCUAUUUAUGUACGGCAGAUUUAUGUACAUCUUCGCGCACUGGAGUCGAGAGUUCGAAGCGAAAAGCACAGCGGCGGCGGCGGCGGCGGCUCCCCCUUUGGAGCGCCUGCGGUGGCGGCAGCGCCGUUGCCGCCACCACCGUCGCUGCUGCGUUCGCCGCCGCCGCCGCCGCCAGGACCUGCCGCCGCCGCUGCGGCCGGCAGCGGCGGCGGCGACGGCGGCGGCGGCGGCGGAACUGCUGAGGGGGCGGGGCAUGUUGGGGCCCCCUACGGGUCUGUUUCACGGUCGACUCACUCCGCCUGGUCGGGGGACCUUUCAGGGUCGUCGCAACACGAGCUUCCACAACGGGGCAGCAACAAUAGCAAAGCAUAG